Molecule: messenger RNA, 8828 nt
Organism: Pan troglodytes (chimpanzee)
Lineage: Eukaryota; Metazoa; Chordata; Mammalia; Primates; Hominidae
Gene: ADAP2
Product: ArfGAP with dual PH domains 2
Exons: 10
Coding region: 4989-6218 (409 amino acids)
Biological process (GO): heart development; positive regulation of GTPase activity
Cellular component (GO): intracellular membrane-bounded organelle; cytoplasm; plasma membrane
Molecular function (GO): phosphatidylinositol bisphosphate binding; phosphatidylinositol-3,4,5-trisphosphate binding; GTPase activator activity
Source: RefSeq, a predicted model, not a curated record
GGCUCUCUCAAAAAAAAAAAAAAAAGGAAGCAUAAUGUUAGGUUGAACUUUAUGGCAUUGCUAUUGCCAUUUUUGUAAGUCAGUUUCAUGUGGUUCAACCUAAUAUAUUGGUGAAAAGAGUCCAAGGCAAACUUGAAUUCAAAUCCCAGCUUCAGUAUGCAUGAUUCAGUAUACAACAUCUCAGUUGUGUAACCUUGGACAAAUGUACUAACCCUCUCUCUGAGCCACAGUAGUCUCAUCUGUAAAAUGGGUAUAAACAUAGUCUGUACCUCAGGGUUAUGGCUAAGAUUAAAUGGAAUAAUGCAUGUAAGGGGUCUGGCGCACUGCAAUCCCAGAAUAAAUGGUGGCCAUAAUUGUGGGUGGUGGUUUUUUCUUUAGUUACUGUAUUUUUCAAAUUUCCUAUAAUAUAGCUUUUUUUAAUUCUAAAGCUAAUAAACAUAAUUAUUUAAUUUUUUUGUUUGUUUUUGUUUUUUGAGAUGGAGUCUCACCCUGUCACCUAGGCUGGAGUGCAGUGGCACAAUCUUGGUUCACUGCCACCUCCAGCUCCUGGGUUCAAGCAAUUCUCCUGCCUCAGCCUCUCGAGUAGCUGGGAUUACAGGCACCCACCACCACGCCUAGCUGAUAUUUGUAUUUUUAGUAGAGACGGGGUUUUACCAUGUUGGCCAUGCUGGUAUUGAACUCCUAACCUCAGGUGAUCUGCCCGCCUCGGCUUCCCAAAGUGCUGGGAUUACAGGUGUGAACCACUGUGCCCAGCCAAUUAUUUAAUUUUCAAAGGAAUUGUGUUCUAUGCCCUGAAGAUCUUGAGUGGGGACCUUGAGGCUGUUACUGGGAAUGUGGUUGAGGGCUUUCUUCCAGCCCUGCUGUGGCUUGGCUUGGCUGGACAAACACAGUGACCUGAGAACAGGGCUAGAUGUUUCUUCUUGGUGGGACCCUGGGAGCUUUAUUUACAAAGGACAUUCUGUCCCACGGCCCAAAUUGCUCCCUCACUCCAGCAUCUGCUGUAUUGACUGAGCCUUUUAGAGAGGCUGCUUUGACCCAUCCUGUCCCUCAAACUCUGGGUCACAGUGCUCAGUGUCCACCUUGUUCAUGACAGCCUUUGGCAUGGUCCUCUUCACUUAGAAGUAGCUUCUGGGUCCUGAGCACAGAAGCUGAGCUCAAUUUUCAUAAUGUUCAGUAUCCAGGAGUGGGCUACAGAGUUUUGUUUUAUUUUUGAGACAGAGUCUUGCUUUGUUGCCCAGGCUGGAGUGCAGUGGCGCGAUUGUGGCUCACUGCAACCACUGCCUGCUGGACCCAAGCGAUCGUUCCACCUCAGCCUACUGAGUAGCUGGGACUACAGGCAUGUGCCACCACAGCCAGCUAAUUUUGGUAAUUUUUGUAGAGACAGGGUUUCACCGUGUUGCCCAGACCAGGGCUACAGUUUCUGUUUAGGUUGAUGCAAAAGUUUUGGAAAUAAAUAGUGGAGGAAAUAUAGGGUACAGACUUUCAAUUAUAAGAAGAAUUCUGGGGAUCUAAGGUGCAGUACGGAUGGGGAUGGAUGUGUUCAUUAAUGCGAUUGUGGGAAUCAUUACACAAUGUGCACAUAUGUCAAAUCAUGUACACAUUGAAUAUAUACAAUCUUUCUUUGUCAAUUAAAUAUUUGUUAAAAUAGUGGGGAUAAUUGCACAACAUUGUGAAUAUAAUUGAAUGCAAUCAAUGACAUAAUAUUGUACACUUAGAAAUGAUUAAGAUGGGUGGGGCAUGGUGGCUCAUGCCUGUAAUCACAAAGCUUUGGGAGACUGAGGCUGGAGGAUUGUUUGAAGCCAGAAGUUGGAGUCCAGCUUGGGCAACAAAGCAAGCCUCUGUCUCUGUGAAAAUAGAAAAAUAAAAAAAUUAGCCGGGUUUGGUAGUAUUUCCCAUAGUCCCAGCUACUCAGGAGGCUGAAGCAGGAGGAUCACUUGAGCCCAGGCAUUCAAGGCUGCAGUGAGCUCUGACUGUACCACUGCACUCAAGUCUGAGUGACAAAGUGACACCCUUGUCUCUAAAGAAAAAAAUGGUUAAAAUGACAAAUUUUGUGUUUAGAUUUUAUCACAAUUUUUAAAUUUAUAUAUUUUUUUCUUUUUUUUUCUUUUUUUUUGGAGCAACCUUAUUAACCGAACCACAAUUUAAGUAAAAAAAGAAAAAAAAAAAAGUCCAGAAUGCACUAAAGGGAGGUUUCAUGAAAUCACCUGGGACUGACUGAGCCACAGUAGGAGAUCUGGAUUUAGGCCCUGUUCCGCUUCUUAUUUGGCUCCAUGACCUUGGGUAACUUAAAUCCUCUGAGGCUCAGCUUUCUCUUCUGCAAAGUGGCCUGAUAUGAUGCUGCCCUCUGAGGGUGUCAUGAAGCUAAAAUAUGAUCAAAUGUGUGACGCUCUUGUAAAAAAAACACUCAGUAAUUGUUCAUUAGCAUUGUCCUACAACCACCACCAUCAAAAAAAAAAAAAAAAAAAGAAAGAAAGAAAGAAAGAAAAGAAAAAAGAAAGGAAAAGAAAAGAAAGCAUUAUAAACAAAAUACCAGAGUACAUUGUUUUGCUCUGAGGAUGCCUGAAAUGCCACAUUAAGGCUGUUUGAUGGGAACCUCCAGAAACAAGGAAGGGAAGAGGGGAAACUAAAGGAAUCUCUCAAUCUCUGGAUCCUCACUAUGAAUGAGAUACUGUAUGUUCUCUUGGAUUGGCUAUUUUUUUCUUUUUCUUUUUCUUUUUUUUUUAAAUUUUUUUUUUUUUUUUUGAGACGGAGUCUCACUCUGUCGCCCAGGCUGGAGUGCAGUGGCGCGAUCUCGGCUUACUGCAAACUCCGCCUCCUGGGUUCAUGCCAUUCUCCUGCCUCAGCCUCCCGAGUAAAUGGGACUACAGGCGCCCGCUACCACGCCUGGCCAUUUUUUUGUAUUUUUAGUAGAGACGGGGUUUCACCGUGUUAUCCAGGAUGGUCUCGAUCUCCUGACCUCGUGAUCCGCCCACCUCGGCCUCCCAAAGUGCUGGGAUUACAGGCGUGAGCCACCGCGCCCGGCUUUUUAAAAAAUUUCUGAGAUUCAACCAGAGCCUACUUAGAACUGGGUUGGCUUUUGUGGGACCUACAGGGAGGUGGCAGUGAGACCUAAGGUGUCAGAGAAGCAAAGGAGCACAGACUGGUGAAGGCUCGGGUGCCGAGGAAGCACCCCCAGCAUCACAAUUUUGUCCCAGUGUUGGGCAGAGGAGAAAUGUCCUUAGCUUGUCUCCUCUUCUCCCUCUCUCCCUCUUUCCUCUGCCUUCAUACCUUAAGUUGACUUUCCCAUCUUUCUCCUGGGAGAUUUAUUUCUGUCCCUUUUUUCAUCUAAAGCAACGGAAAUGAAUCAUCUUUCAGCCGGUUUAAUAAACAGCCCCAUGCCCCCUGACCCCAGCUGACUCUCUCACUGGUUCCUCUGUGGCUGCUCCUGGGCUAGGCCUCACCCCCUCACAGGCAAGACCCCCUCAUGGCUGGCUAUUCUUGGUAAUACUCUCCACCCUCCCUUCCUGCUCAGUCCUGGCAGCUUGACCUCCUCCACCCCAGGGAUGACGGGAAUCACACACAGCAUUCCAAGCGACAAUUCCACAAGCUGACCAUAGGGGCAGGGGAAGCAAGGAGGCCACCAUGUUUGGAGGGUUUCUUUGUGCCAUUUCAAUGACCCUAUUAGUGGAUCUUACACUCUCCAUUUAACAGUUGAGGGUUUGGAGGCUCAGAGAAGUGAAGGAACUUGCCCAGAGACGAACAGUUGGGAAAUGUGGAAAGGAGUCAACAUUUAAAGCCUGAAUUUCUGGAUUCCUGAAUUCAUUCCAUUACACCAUAUUGCUGUGCGUGUGUGUGCACGUGUGUGCUUGCGCCCGCAUGUAUGUUGAAUGGGAGUGUGGGCAGGUCAGCUAGAACAUCAGCUGCAAUUCACCAGGAUGGAAACCUGAUUUUAUCCUGAAGGUUAACACCUGUCUAUCAUAUGCAUAUGGCUUAAUGCAUCUGUAUGCAUUAAGGCAUUAACCUACACAGAAGAUGGCAAGUAUGUACAGUAUGUAUUUCACCAGGAGGCCCAUGAGUCAUUGCAGAUGAUGUCAAGGAGUAACGAAGAUGAUGUCAAGCAGUAACAAAGAUGGGAGAGAGGGAAAGAGGAAAUGAAAUGCCCACAUUUAAGACCACCUAUACCCUGCCUUCACCUCGCGGUGAUGGAACUUCACAGGUUAAAGUGCCUGGCUGUGUCCACCUUGGUGAAACCACACUUUUCUGGUGAACAAAAUCAUGCAACUAUUAGUUGGACUUCUAAAAAUGUGCAGGUAUCAUUUAUAGGAGCAAUAUGGAAUACAGACAUAAAACUGCUGACGUCAAACUCCCUGGUGUGGACAUGUGUAUGUGUCUGCGGUCAGAGAGUGGAAUUAACACAAGCAUAUAAAUAACCGUGAUGCAAGGUAGAUAGAAAGUGCUCAGGUCCAAAACAAAUGGACAGAUACUACAACAGUAUUCUUGGAGACCCAGAGGCUGGAAAGAUUACUCCAGGCAGGGUAUCACAGAAGGCUUCCUGAGGAGGUGGCAUUUGCAUGUAAAUACGUCUCCAAAUAGAUGUAAGAUCUUACAUUAACAGAACGCUUUAACAGAAGUUAGAUUCUGGUUAAUUUUCCAAGAAGCGCUGAGAUGCAGAUAUAUGCCCUUGUUCCUCUUUCAUAGACGUGGAAACUGAGACCCACAGAGGUUGAAUAGGUUGUCCACAGUCUCGUAGCUACCAAGUGACAGGCCACGAUUUGAUCUCAGGCCAGUGUGUUAAACUCCAAUUUGCGUGCUCCUGUCCCUCCCCGCGCGUCGGCGGAGCUCGGGGCCGGACUGGACCGGCCGAGGGAGGGGCGGACAGUCCUGACGGUGCGGGGCGGGGCUGGCGGCCGCCCAGGCCUGGCUGAGGCGCCGCGGCCGGGUCCCUCUCCACCUGCCGGGCGGAGCGCACGGGCCAUGGGCUGAGCCCCGCUGAGCCCGCCGGGCCGGCCAUGGGCGAUCGCGAGCGCAACAAGAAGCGGCUGCUGGAGCUGCUGCGGGCGCCGGACACAGGCAACGCGCACUGCGCCGACUGCGGGGCGGCAGAUCCCGACUGGGCCUCUUACAAGCUGGGGAUCUUCAUCUGUCUCAACUGCUGCGGCGUCCACCGUAACUUCCCUGACAUCAGCAGAGUUAAAUCUGUGCGACUUGACUUCUGGGACGACAGUAUUGUGGAGGUUGCUGUUGUCUUGCAGUUUAUGAUCCACAAUGGAAACCUCCGUGUGAAGGCCAAGUUCGAAGCCAGAGUCCCAGCUUUCUACUACAUCCCCCAGGCCAACGACUGCCUGGUCUUAAAGGAACAAUGGAUUCGAGCUAAGUAUGAGAGACGGGAAUUUAUGGCUGAUGGGGAAACCAUCUCGCUCCCAGGUAACCGAGAAGGAUUCCUGUGGAAGCGAGGAAGGGACAACUCACAGUUUCUGAGAAGGAGGUUUGUACUUCUGGCAAGAGAAGGCCUCCUGAAGUACUUCACAAAGGAACAGGGUAAAAGCCCCAAAGCUGUCAUCAGCAUUAAGGACUUGAAUGCCACCUUCCAGACAGAGAAGAUAGGGCACCCCCAUGGGCUGCAGAUCACCUACAGGAGAGAGGGCCACACCAGGAACCUGUUUGUGUAUCAUGAAAGUGGGAAGGAGAUAGUGGACUGGUUCAAUGCCCUCCGAGCAGCCCGUCUGCAGUACCUAAAAAUGGCCUUUCCUGAACUCCCAGAGUCUGAGCUCGUGCCAUUCCUCACCAGGAACUACCUCAAACAAGGCUUCAUGGAAAAGACUGGGCCAAAGCAGAAAGAACCUUUCAAGAAAAGGUGGUUCGCCCUGGAUUGCCAUGAGCGGAGGCUGCUCUAUUACAAGAACCCACUGGAUGCCUUCGAGCAGGGCCAGGUUUUUCUUGGGAACAAGGAGCAGGGAUAUGAAGCCUAUGAAGACCUGCCCAAGGGCAUCCGAGGAAAUCGCUGGAAAGCCGGACUCACCAUUGUCACCCCAGAGCGGAGAUUUGUCCUCACUUGCCCCAAUGAGAAGGAACAGCAGGAAUGGCUGGAAAGUUUGCGGGGUGUCCUGUCCAGCCCCUUGACGCCCCUCAACCGGCUUAGUAAGAAGCAGGAACUGAGGGGUGUUCUUUUGGCCAAGGGCAGAGGACAGAAAAUUGCUUCUUCACUUAGGUUCAGCUUUGAUGCCACAAAAGAUUCCUGAUUCCUGAGUAUGCUCUUUUCGUUGUCUUCUCUUCCUGCAAAAGAAAAGCACAGACAUGCCAUUAUUGCCAAAAAGUCUCCUCUGUCCACUCUGGGUUCCCCUAACCGAGCCCUUCCCCAGGAGCUUUUAGAGGAGUUUGGCCCUGGCAGAACCCCUGGGUGCUGUCCGUACCCCUCGCGGUGUGGGGGCUGAGCAGCUUCUCUUUCCCUCCACCGUGCUCUAUGCUGAUCUUUUUUCUCGUGAGAAAACCCUGGCCUGUUAUUAUUAGCUAAGGUCACACCCGCUGGGCAGCUCCUGGGAUUUUUGGAUUCCUCCCCACUCCAGAGCGAAGGCUAUUUCUAGUGGCUUCUUUUCUCUGAGUCCUCCCUUCUGUCUGCCUCUCUCCUGUUCCUCCUCUUUACCAGUAGGGCUUCCUCAAUGCCGACAGCCCUGUGAAAAAAGAGGAGACAUGCUGAGCUCCGGCAGGAAACUGCUGGCCCAGGACCUGGCUUCUGGGGCACAAAGGAGAAUUUCUGUGUUUGGAAAAGUACAGACUGAGCAGGUGACCCCCGCACAGCCCCUUGGGGGAAACACUUGUGCCCUUUGAGUCUGACAGAUAUAAACACAGACUCUCUUGACUGUCCCACAAAGGCCAAAGCCAGAGAACCUCAGAAAGGGACUUGCAAAUUGUGAGUGAGGCAUAUCAGCUGGUGCUUUCUUUUCUCUGUGGGCUGCCAUUUAUGAAUCUCUUGGUUUCUCUCUGUCUCUGUCCCUCCACUUUUCUCUCCUUUGCUGGUGUGUGCAUUCCCUCUGACGCCCUGGCUCUCACUCUUUCACUCUGUUUUUUGUUCUGGUUCCCUCUGUCUUUGUGGUUUUUUUUUAAUUUUCUUUUUUUGAGGUGGGGUCUUGCACUGUCACCCAGGCUGGAGUGCAGUGGUGCGAUCUCAGCUCACUGCAACCUCUUCUUCCUGGGCUCAGGCAAUCCUCUCACCUCAGCCUCCCAAGUAGCUGGGACUACAGGCUUGUGACACCACGUCUAGCUAAUUUGUUUUGUAUUUUUGGUAGAGACAGAGUUUCACCAUGUUGCUCAGGCUGGUCUCGAACUCCUGAGCUCAAGUGAUCCACCUGCCUCGGCCUCCCAAAGUGCUGGGAUUACAGGCAUGAGCCACUGCGCCCGGCCAUGGCACCCUCUGUCUUUGUACGCCUGUCCCUUUGCUGUCCCUCUCCUCCACAGGACAGCAUUGGCAUGGCCACCUCCCUCAGCCCUCUUCAUUUCCCUUGUAGCUGCAUCAACAGAGAGUGGCCGCAGCAGCAGGUGACCCAUUAACUGAGGAACUGGCUGCCACUGAACACCUGGAACUCCUUGUGGGAAGAAGUUUGCACCUCAGCCCUGGCUGCCCACCAUCAGUGCCCCGCAGUCAGCAGCCAUCCCUGGCAGUGAACUCUGCCAGGACUGAAGCUGUGGCUUUAUCCAUCAGCUCCCUGGGCCUUCCCCGCAACCCACCCUGGGGAUCUGAGGAUCUGGUGCAUAGAUGAACAUCUAUCCCCUCCUCCCCCAUACACACCUAGGCUUGAAAUGCCCUACCGGCCCAGAACUUUCUCACAUCUGAAAUGGAGGCAUUGCAAUGAAAAGGCACCCACAGCAUCAUGCAAAUGGCAUCUUGUAAAAAAAAAAAAAAGUUUAAUCUGAAUCUAACUAUGAGGAAAUAAUCAGACAAAUACUAAUUAGGGGCAUUCUGCUAAACAUCUGACCCAGACUCUUCAAAAAUGAAGAGUGAAAGAUAAAGUAGUCAAUGGCCGGGCGCAGUGAGAUUGCGCCAUUGCAUUCCAGCCUGGGUGACAGAGUGAGACUCCGUAUCAAAAAGAAAAAAAAGGAACUGAAUGAAAUCUCAGAUGGCUGAAAUGUUACAGAAACAGAGCACCAAGUCCCCUGCUCUGUGACUCGUUCCUUUCCUCUGUCUUCAAGCAACACGCAGAAAUACACUGGAUGUUCUCUCUUCACUUCAAUGGAGACCCAAGGAGCUGGGAGCGUCUCUUAAGAGAUUCUCUGUGGCUGGGUGUGAUGGCUCAUGCCCAUAAUCCCAGCCCUUUGGGAAGCUGAGGCAGGAGGAUUGAGACCAGGAGUUCGAGAAGAGCCUGGGCAACAUAGUGAGACCCAAUCUCUACAAAGAAAAAAAAAAUUAGCUGGACAUGGUAAUGAAUGCCUGUAGUCCCAGCUACUCUGGACGCUGAUGUGAGAGGAUCACUUGAACCAGGGAGGUCAUGGCUACAGUGACCCCUCAUUGCACCACUGCACUUAGCCUGGGUGACAGAGUGAGACCCUGUCUCAAAAAAAAAAAUCUAUGCAUUGUAUGGGACUUUCCUUUGGAUCCCCCAAUCAAAGGAUAAGCAAUGCAUAAGCCUGUGUCCUUCCUGAAGCUUCUCGACUGCCCAGAUAGGGAGGUGAGUCCUCUCUAUCUCCUCUGGCUCUGGAAGCACCUUGAAAAUGUGCAUUUUCAAGGACACUUGCUGGGCUGUGCAUUAAGGGCCAGUUUACUUGUCUGCCUCUUUGACCACCUGUGAACUCUGUUGGGUGUACUCUGCUAAGUUCUGGGGAUGAGGAAAUUAAUAAAGGUACAGUCUUGCCCUCAA